GAGGAGGCGAGGCGGGCGGUGACCCGUACCCGAUCUCGGAGCAAUCUCGCUGCCCUCCGAUGCGGUCCGAGAUGCGGUCCGAGGCGAGGGGCGGCGGCCGGCACGCGAGGGCGUGCGACCAGUGCGACGAGGCCAACUCGCCGCACAAGGCGCUGCGCUUCAGCGGGGCCGAGACGGCGGGCGACCCUACGAGCGACGAGAGCCGCCGUCGCUCCUGCGCUUCUGACGACGUGGCGCGACGAGCCGUGCCCCCUUCGGCUCCGCACAGCCCUCCCGUUUCUGGACGCGCGGCCCUUCGCUUCUUAGGCGCACGCUCGCGUCAUCUUCGACACGGUCCGCCCGCGCGUCAAGGCAAUCUUCCCGCGAACCUACGUCCACGUCUCCGCCGCCGGCAAGGAGGAGAGACCACUUUUCGGCGACCUCAUCUCGGCCAUCGAGUCCGAGAUCGACGCGCGGGGCGGUGGUGGCGGCCGGCUGAGGCCAACCUUUGGCAGGUACCAGCCCGGUGCGAAGUACGCUGAGCCGCUCGACGCCGCCGCCACGCCGGGCGGUCGGCCACGCAUGCACCGCCCCCCUUCGUCGAUCGCGAGCAGCGUGACUUCGCCCUACAGCCGCCGCCGCUCCGCCUCGACGGGGCACGCUGUCGCCUUUGGCCUUGGCGAAGCGCGCGCCUCGCGCGGCUCGCGACACUCCGGCGACUCGUCGCCCAACCGGCGCUCCUUCCGCUCCUCGCUCUCGCGGCACGGCAGCGAGAUCAGCGGCUCGGUCAGCUCUGGCGCUGUGCGGUUCCGCGAGUCGGCGCGGCAGGCGCUCGCGCUGAGUCGAGCGGGGGUGCUCUCGGGCGGCGGAGCGAGGCGGCAGGUGCCGCCGCGCCACUCGACGGCAAGCUCGACGCCGUCCAGCGGGGGCGGCGCGAGGCGGGGCGCACCUUCGCAGGCGUGGAGCUCCUCGCCCGCCGCGUCUCCCGCGAGGCCGAGGCGGCUCGGCUCGUUCACGGAGGACGAGGACGAGGGCGGCGGCGAGGAGGAGGGCGCUGUCGCCGCGCCGUCGCAGCUCGUGUGAGCUCCUCUUGAGUGCAUGCUGGCGCCGCAAGAGCAGCGCGGGAUUGGUCGUUUCGCCUCGGAGACAGACCUUGGCGCCGGGCUGUAGUAGUCCGCCCACCCCCUUUCACCCCUCUCAUCCGCAGUCGUACCACCGAGUGCACCCGGCUUGGGAAGCCACCUUGUACGUUAGUUGCACCCAGCGGGGGAAGCACCUCUGACGCGUACUGUCAUGCAGAUUACUCCUUGUUUUGUUCGUCAUAGAUUUAGAUAGCGGAGAGCGGUAUCGUUGGGAGUUGAGUGGGCGGCCUCGUCUGUAAGUAAGACUAAAGCGGGUAAGGGGCCUUAGCCUUACCCCGCUUCAUUC
Molecule: messenger RNA, 1407 nt
Organism: Emiliania huxleyi CCMP1516
Lineage: Eukaryota; Haptophyta; Isochrysidales; Noelaerhabdaceae
Exons: 6
Coding region: 562-1062 (166 amino acids)
Source: RefSeq, a predicted model, not a curated record